Molecule: messenger RNA, 3366 nt
Organism: Mus musculus (house mouse)
Lineage: Eukaryota; Metazoa; Chordata; Mammalia; Rodentia; Muridae
Gene: Tmem269
Product: transmembrane protein 269
Exons: 6
Coding region: 2522-3208 (228 amino acids)
Cellular component (GO): membrane
Source: RefSeq, a predicted model, not a curated record
AAAGUCAGUAAAGAACACCAUGUUUUACACAGUGAGCACGAGACGUCUUCCAAGAUGAGAGCACUUACAAGGUCUGCAGGCAUCACAAGGCUCCUCAGAGAGGACCAAUCAAAGACCCAAGGAAGUACCCAAGAGAGGGGUUUCAGUGGGGCUGGAGAGUGGGAGCUGGAAAGCUUGGCAGGGCUGGUGUGGGCCAGGACUCUAGACUGAGGAAUUCAAGAAGCUGGCAUAUGACCAAAUCUACUCCCUCAGGGCAGGGCACCAACCAGCUUCAGCUGUUUCCCUCCUCUGAGCCUCCCCCAGGCAGGGCGACCCCAGCCUGUGCUCCCGUGGCGAGGCACGUCUCUUCUCCCAUGCUACCUUGCAUCCUCUGCCUGACUAUUCGUUGAGAGAUCAAUUCACAGACAUCUGUGUGUCCACGGGACCAUCCGUCAGACCUGCUGCUAACCCGUGUCUGCUGUAGGAGUGAGGAGACUGCUCUCCAUUUCUGUGGACUUGAGCAGCCCUUCUUAUCCCUAGCCCCUUCCUUUUACUCCUGGGACCCAUGUAUGCUCCCCCCCAAAUAGUAUUUAACUGAGAAAGAGUAGACUCAGUACAAAUGAGGGCUCCAGUGUUUGCUGAGACAAGUCCUUUCCACUUGGAAGCCUUGCUCUCUCAUCUGUAAAAUAGGGGGCCACUGUGAAUGCUUAUGAACACAGGCUUGUGCCUCAUUUCUGUAGACCAGGGAUUCUCAGCCUUCCUAGUGCUACUGCCCUUUAAUACAUACGGUUCCUCAUCUUGUGGUGAACCCCAACCAUAAAAUUAUUUUCCUUGCUACUUCAUAACUAUAAUUUUGUUGCUGUUAUGAAUUGUAAUGUAAAUAUCUGGUAUUUAGGAUAUCUGAUAUGUGACCCCCGUGAAAGAGUCAUUCAACCCCAAAGGGGUCACAACCCACAGGUUGAGAACUACUGUUGUAGACAGAGAGACUGGCUAUACAUUAUUUGAUGGCAAUAAAGGUUCUCUCAACUCUGACUAGUCAGAGAGUAUGGGCGCCUUCCUGCCCUGUCUGUUGGUAGAUGGCAAAGUGCAGAGGGAUGAACACUCAAGGCAGAGCUGAGUCUCCGCCUGGAACUUCAGAGUGACCUCUUCUGAGGCUCUCCCCUUUCCGUCGUGUUUGCCUUCCUUGGGAUGUAUAAGCAGGGGUGAUAACCCUUGCCAGACUGAGCUCACAGGGCCAGUAGGAAUCCCAGGUGUCCAAGUGGUUUGUGAACAGGAUAGACAGUAGAUGGUUAAUCAUUAAGACUAAAAUAUCCUUGAGGCGGUGAGAUGGGGCAAUGUCUGGUUGUUGGGAGACUAGGCAUUUGCUGAUCUGCCCUGAGAGGCAGAGACCCAGGGAUGCUGUUCUUCUAGGAGAUGGUAAGUGGGUGGUACCUGGUUCAGGAACUGAUGUAUCCUGUCCUGUUGGGGUUGGUCUUGAGGUAGGAGAGAUGGCUGUGUAGCUUCAUGGAGUGGGAUGGUACAGCCAGCCCAUCUCCCCUUCCCUCAAAGCAUUCUGAGGCUUUCAUUUUUUCCUGUCUUAGGUGUUAGUCCUGAGGGUUGUGGUCACACAGCUCCUGAUUAUUUUGGUGACUAAGGCUGCCUAUGGAAAUAGCCAGCCCUUCAGUGAUGCCUCCAGUCCCUGACCCAAGUCCAGCCCCUCACAGCUUUGGACAGCUUUGUGGCAGGGUUUCUUGAAACAAAACAAAACAAAGUUUGUCUCAAUGCUUUAAAUGUUUUGCUUUGUUUGUUUUUGAGACAGGGUUUAAUGUGUAGCUCUGUCUAUCUGUCCUGGAACUCACUCUAUAGACCAGGCUGGUCUUGAACUCAGAUCUGCCUGCCUCUGCCUCCCAGGAGCUGGGAUUAAAGGUGUGCACUGCCACAUCUGGCAUUGUCUCAGUUCUUGCUCAGGCCAUAAGAUCUGGAACUGUCCAGAGGGGCUAUCUGGAGGCCUGAGCCUCAAAAUGAGGGAAGAAUUGAAGAGAGAGUGGACAUGAGAACGAGAAUUAACUCAUAUCACUCAGGGGUAGGGUCACCGUGUGUGACUGAUAUGAUGUGUUUACCCAUAGUAGUGGAGAUUGCCUGGCUCAGAGAGGAUACAAGCAGUUCAUGUGUAAAGGGAACAUUUGUUUGGACAUAGUAUAAAAACAGCCAAGACUGGUUGUGAAGAUGGAUAGGCCAGUUGGUUCCCUGCUGCUGUGAGAGAUGUCAUGACGGGUGGUCAAAGGCCUGGACAUGGCCUGCCCCAACAUGCAGAGGCUGUCUGGUAAAGCUGUCCCGGUGAACUCCUCAGUCCUAGCCCCCAGAUCUCCUCCUGCUGGAGCCUUGGCUCCCAGCAGGAACGGCAGCAAGUUGGGGACCAAGCAGCUGGGAUUCGGUUCUACUCACUUAGUGUACGACUUUGAACAGAUUUCUCCAAGUUGCUGAACUUGAGCUUCCUCACUCAUUAAAUGGGGGAAGACAGAGUGCAUGCUCUCUGCUGGCCCAGACCAGAGGUCAUCACAUCAUGAAACAUGAGCAGAUCGGUUCUCAGAUGACUGAAUUUUCCUGGAAAGACAUUAUUAAUGCCUUGGCCCUGGCCAACAUGAUCCUGGGGCUCUUCUCCAUCUUCUGCAGCUUCAGCAGGAAAUCCUACUGUGCUUCCUGGAUGCUUCUGAUCAGCUUCCUGUUAGACAUUGCAAUAGGAACGAUGACCAAACACCUCAACAUCCCACACAAACUGGGACUCGAACUGAAUGAUUUUGCCAUCUUCACCACCUUUGGCCUGGCCUCGGCUCUGCUGCUGGGCGUGGAUGGGCCUCUGAAUGGGUUCCUGGCCAUCAUCUAUGUGCUAACCACUUCUUUCCGCAUGUGUUUUUAUUCAACUGGAGGAGCUACCUCUGGAUACAAGGGCCUACCCUGCCCCUAUGCUUCCUGUGUUUUGGCCUCCACCUGCCUUCUGACUAAGGGCAAUACAUUCAUUCUCUGCUGCAUGGCUUCACUCAUGAUUCUCUUCAUGAUCGACCAGAGUUGCUACCCACACGAUGAAAUCCUAGAUUCAGACAACUGGAAAAAAAUCGUUUAUAUAGGAGGUGUUAUCCUGCUGUUUUUCUCUCCGUUCCCGCUCACCGCCUUUUACUGCCUGACCUGGUCGCUCUCCUACAUCUUCUCCCCUGAAACCCUGUGGGGCAGAGGAGUUCGUAUUAAGCCCUAGUGAGAGGAAACCAUCAUGUCACCACUCCUGCUGGCUCUGUGGGCUUUACGCUUAGCAUGCUGGACCAAGACCUGCCUGUCCUCAUGAAAGCUUCCAGAUGCCUGUGCUGUCCUGUGCUUGGUGCACUCUCGUCUUGAAUUACAUCAACCCACAGUGGG